Messenger RNA from Pestalotiopsis fici W106-1, 2655 nucleotides. RefSeq lists its product as uncharacterized. Gene Ontology annotation, biological process: regulation of DNA-templated transcription; DNA-templated transcription. The coding region runs from base 1 to 2655 and encodes 884 amino acids. Gene Ontology annotation, cellular component: nucleus. The record is from RefSeq and is a predicted model, not a curated record. The transcript is spliced from 5 exons. NCBI's taxonomy places the organism in Eukaryota, Fungi, Ascomycota, Sordariomycetes, Amphisphaeriales, Sporocadaceae. Gene Ontology annotation, molecular function: DNA binding; DNA-binding transcription factor activity, RNA polymerase II-specific; zinc ion binding.
AUGCCACGGCCACAGGUGGGCAUAGAACGACUGCCCACCCGACGCAUGAGCAACGAACCUCGAGAGUCAAUGAAUUGCAAAUCCUGUCGGAAGCGCAAGAUUAAAUGCAAUAGAUUGCGGCCAUCCUGCGAGGCAUGCCAGGUUUUUCAAUGCGCCUGUAUCUAUGAUGCUGUACCGAAGAAACGGGGUCCAAAGACUGAUGUAUUGGAGGCUCUGCUGAAGAGAGUAGAUGGACUGGAACAGAAGUUGAAGGAAUCGAAAAAGCCAGACGAUUCUCCAUUGGCGGAUGAGCCGCCACUGUCGGCAGCGACCGAGGAUGGCGCUUCGAACACUGCAGCAUCAGAAACCCAGGAGGAUUCGUCCUCAGUGGUCGAGCCACAAGCCAAGCGACUUGCCACGGAAAGUUACCGGGCCAAGGAUGGGGCAGAUGAAUCGGCAGUAUAUUCUCCCCCAGUCGCCAGCGAGCCAUCUCCUGGCGUUCAGACUGAAGCUCUCCUCGACACUUAUUUUAGUCGCUUUCAUGCCAAACCAUUUCACAUACUCGACGAGUCUACCAUUCGCCAAAGGAUACAACUAAAUCAGCUGCCUUCAUAUCUCAUACAUGCGAUAUAUGCUGUUGGCGCAAGAUACACGCCCCAUCCCAGUGGCUACCAAUCAGCCGUGCAACUCAGCGAGGAGUAUGCCUCUCAAGCAAGAAAGGAAGUUGAUACGGACGAGCCGUCUGUAGAUGCACUCCAAGCGCUGCUCUUGUUGGUCACGGCCUUUACCGCGGCAGGCAAAGGCAAAAAGGCUUACAUGCUGUUGACAAACGCUGUCGGUAUGGCCAUGGCGCUUGAACUUCACCGCGAAGUGGAAUUGAAUGCGCGCAUCACGCCCGUUGAACGCGAAAUGAGAAGACGGCUCUUUUGGACCUGCUACCUUCUCGACCGAUUCAUGGCAUGCGGUUCAAAGCGACCUUCACUGGUCGCGGACAAGACCAUUUUGCUGCGACUUCCUUACUGGUCGCCUAGUCCCUCAGCCCUCCCGAUCGAAGGCGAGUUCUUCCAAAGCGACUCCAAUCUACAACAUCUCCAGGGCAGCGGCAAGAAAUGCCAGGGGAGCAGUGGCAUGCUUAUCGACAUUAGCCGCAUCUUGGGUAUCACGAAUCGUUAUUUAGCAGCCGGUGGCGUCAAGGGCGAUUCGCACUUCCCGUGGCAUUCACUAUCGAAUCUCUCCAAGAUUCGCCAACACCUGGAUGUAUGGGCAUCGGGGACCGAUGAUGUAUUCUCGAGCGUGGACGCUCUAUUUGGACAACCCGACUCCACGGUCCUUGUCUUAAGUAAACUCGUCUACCAUCUAAUCCACUGCCUCGUCUACAGACCUUUUAUCCCCAUUGAUCUCGCUGAACUGGCGGGUUCGGGGCAGCAUCAGUCAUGGCAGAUUGAAGCGACCAACAUGUGCUUUUUGCACGCCAACGCCAUUGCGGAAUUGGUGGAGUUGGGUAAACAGGCGGCAGCGAUCGAGUGGCCUGCAUUUGUGGGAUACUGUAUCUGUACCGCAGGCACAGUACACAUUCACGGAGCUCACUACAACAAGACUGGCACCAAUGAGAUGAGCGCCUUUGCAUCUUCGGCCGACUUCUUAUCCAGAGAGAUGCAGCAGCUGAGCGAACUACGGUAUGCCUGGGCCAGUGUUCAGCACCAGCGAGAAACGCUUCAGGGCAUCUAUAAUGCCCACUCUGAGUUGGUCAAGAGUGUCACAAACAACCCCAUGCGACACGCCCCCGUCUUCCACCUCGAGGACUUCUUUGAUCGCUACGCAAACAUUGGCGGGCCGGGAGGCCAAAGCUUCACUUUCGAUCCCGCCAAUUUAAGCUUGUCGGAUGUUGUCGUUGACUUUGCUACUGAUACAUAUACCGGUCACGACUUGUAUGCUCCUCGCAACAGCAUCGACGCUGGGGCUGCUGCUGCUGGCCUCGUGUCUACUGAACGACCUAAUCUCAAGCGCAAAAGCAUUGGAGGUGCAAAUGGUCGUAAGCGACCGGAUAUCAGGAACCUCACGCCUCUACAGAGACCGGGUCAGGUACCUCCAACGCCAGGACUUCCCACGCCAGCACACCACUCAUUUGCCACUGGUCAAACACCAAAUAUUAUGCUCCAGAGCCCCAGAUCUCUGCCUUCCAACGGCGACCAAAUGGUACAUCACCCAGUACAUCUACAACAUGAUCAGGAGGACGCGGCGGCAAAGGCAGCCGUGGCAGCAGCAGCAGCCGCAGGCUUCUCCCUGUCACCACCACAGCCAGCACAUCAUCCAGUGCCAAACAUGCCCGUCACACCCUUUUCACCCCAGUACAACUUUGCCUCAGUCCACGGCCAUACCCCCCUGCCCAACGGGCGCAUCGGUAAUGACCUCAAUAACGUGGGAUACGACCCAAUGUUUGGGGGUAUGCCGACCAACGCCUUCUCGUCGCCGGCAGCGUGGUAUGGGGACGAGGACAGGAGACCACCUCCGGUCGCACCAAGUCCUGGCGCGGCGAGUCACAGCGGUAGCGCCGGCACUGGCCCAGGGGAGGAAAAGGAUCCGUUCCUGAGCCUUCUGGAACAGCUAGCAGAAAGCGAGAGCGCCCAGGGACAAGGGAACGACCUGGAUUUCUUCCUGAACGGCGCCCAGAUCUGA